This is a messenger RNA of Erythranthe guttata (spotted monkey flower), 649 nucleotides long. The record is from RefSeq and is a predicted model, not a curated record. Lineage: Eukaryota; Viridiplantae; Streptophyta; Magnoliopsida; Lamiales; Phrymaceae.
GAUUGUUUACGUACUCCUCUUGUGUUUUGUUUAAAUGAUACCAGCCUCUAAUUAUUUGAAAUAAAAACAUUAUUUGAAAUAAAAAGCAGGUCAGGUCAUGUUUGCUAUAUUUGUUGGUAGCUAUUCCGUAGAUGUUGAUGCAUUCAUACAUACGUCUAUUUUGGUUGUUUUCUAAUUUGUAUAACUUAUAGGCAGAGCAAUUGGGGCCAGACAUGAGUAAUGAUUAUUUCCGAUACGCCUAUCUGCCUAAGAUCGGUUUGGUAAAUAGUGGUCAGUUGGAGGGUUGUAGUGAAGCAAAAGAUGAGAAGGCUAUUCAGCUUCAAUUAACUGAGAGGUUAAGGGGUCCUAAUGAUGAAUUAACUGAGAGGUUAAAAGGUUCUAAUGGAUCAAGAAAGCGAGCCAAAAAGAAGGCGAAAGAGAACAAGGCUAUUGAUCUUCAAUUAACUGAGAGGUUUAUGUAUAGGGUGUUUGCCUGGCCUACUGGCUGGCUUCUUGAGAUGACAUUGGAGCAUAAUAUUGAGGACAAGGUGCGUGCCGGUGAAAUUAAACGAGGUGAUUCCGUUAUUAUUGACCUUGAUUCUCAUGGGAAUUUGAUGGUUGUUCCCGCCCAACAGGUUGACGAACCGGUUGUUGCUGGUCAUUGAUCUUU